Molecule: messenger RNA, 5090 nt
Organism: Patella vulgata (common limpet)
Lineage: Eukaryota; Metazoa; Mollusca; Gastropoda; Patellidae
Product: serine/threonine-protein phosphatase 6 regulatory ankyrin repeat subunit A
Exons: 2
Coding region: 1073-3427 (784 amino acids)
Molecular function (GO): protein binding
Source: RefSeq, a predicted model, not a curated record
UCUGCCUAAUUGUAGUUGGAUGUGAUAGAAAUGUUAUAAAAAACAAUAAUCAAUCAUUGUUUUGAAGAAAAAAUGGUCAAUAUUGCUUCUUUGAAUCUGGAUGUUAUUAGCAUUGGGGGUUUGCCACUUGAAACUAUAUAGCACCAUCUCUUAUCUGGAAACAGGAAGGGUUGAGAGAUAAGGUUUCUUAUCGAUAGCUCUGUCAAUAAAGGUUAUAGUGACGUCACCAGGGCUUAAGAGGGAAAAUGAGUUCAUUAUCUUUAAUGUUAUUUUUCACUAUCUUUAAUGUUAUUUUUCCAACUGAUAAACCAAACAAAUUGGUAUAUUCUAGAAUUCUGAAUGUAGGAAAUAGCAUGUUUUAACAGCUAACAUUCUCAUAGUUAGUGUCUGUCACACCUUUUUUGGCUUGUUGACCAUCUAGAGGUAACAAGUUGUAUUCGAAUUUAAUGAAACUUUAAAGGUAUGUUUAUAACUUUAUAUCCCAUGGAUCUUAAUUCCUUUCGAUAUUAGCACACAUCGGACCGUAACUUUCUGGAUUAUAAGUUAAGAUUUGUUUUUAACUGGUGAACCCUCUAGCAGUCACAACUUUUAUUUGAAAGUCAUUUAAAUAUAUCACUGUAACACCAUGACCAUGAUUAAAUUUGAAUUUGGUUAAAAUUGGACCAAAUGUUCCUGUCAAAAUGGCCGUUCCACUACAAAUAGUGUAAAGCAUGUAAUAUGUGCACCCCCGUAAAUAGUGUUAAGGAGCAAAGGUUCUCAGAUCAAUUUGAUUUUGGUGUGCAUCGGACCUUCUGUGAUGGAGUUAUGCCCCUUACCUUUUACUCAAAUGCGAAAUAUGUACAAGGUCUGUGUAUUCUCCAGAGACGAUAUUAUUUGUCCAUUUAGAUGAAACUUAUAGUACACUGUAUGUCGUAUGCCAGUCUUCAUUAACCCAGUUCGGAGCAAAACAGUAGGACGUUAAACCCCAUUUCAUUUCAUUUCAUUUGAUAUAGAUGAAAAAAGUUACCAAGACCUGCUAUCAAAGUCACAAAAACAACAGCAUGAAAUCAGGGAGCUGAAAGAUCAAUGUUCAAUGUUACAAAAAGAAACAGAUUUUGAAGUCAAAAAAAUGACAGACCAAAUAUCGAGGACACAAAAAGAAAAAGACUGUGAAAUCAAUGAACUUAAAGACCAGAUCAAAGAGCUCAACCAAACACUGAAAGGUGUUGGUAUAUUUACAGAUUUACAACAGACAACUACGGCCAGUUUUACUGAUCCACAACAGACAACUACGGCCAGUUUUACAGAUCCACAACAGACAACUACCGCCAGUUUUACAGAUCUACAACAGACAACUACCGCCAGUUUUACUGAUCUACAACAGACAACUACCACCAGUUUUACAGAUCCACAACAGACAACUACCACCAGUUCUACAGAUCCACAACAGACAACUACCACCAGUUUUAAAGAUACACAACAGACAACUACCACCAGUUUUACAGAUCUACAACAGACAACUACCACCAGUUUUACAGAUCUACAACAGACAACUACCAUCAAUUCAAGUGACAUAACUGAUGAUUGUGUCUCAUCUGGUACUGGAAGUAAACCAGGAUCCAUAUAUUUAACAUUACACUUCGCAUGUCAAAACGGUAAUAUAAAUGAUGUAAAAUAUCUAAUUGAUACUGGGCAUGAUGUGAAUCAGCUGGAUAAGAACAACAUGUCUCCCAUAUUGUACUGUAGUCUAUCACACAUAGAACCUGUAGCUAAACUAAAACUGAUUCUUACUAAGGGAGGUAAUAUAGAUGAUAAAGAUAGUGUUAAUAGAAAGGUUUUACAUCUGGCAUGUUUAUAUGGUAUACUAGAAACAGUAGAAUUUAUAUUACAAGGUAUUGAUAUACACAGUAGAGGAGAGCAUAACACGUCACCUAUAUUGUGUUGCAGUCAAUCUAAAAUAGAACCUGUAGCUAAACUAAAACUGAUUCUUACUAAGGGGGGUAAUAUAGAUGAUAGAGAUAAUGUUAAUAGAAAUAUUUUACAUCUGGCAUGUUUAUAUGGUAUAUUAGAAGCAGUAGAAUUUAUAUUACAACAAGAUAUUGAUAUACACAGUAGAGGAGAGUAUAACACGUCACCUAUAUUGUGUUGCAGUCAAUCUAAAAUAGAACCUGUAGCUAAACUAAAACUGAUUCUUACUAAGGGGGGUAAUAUAGAUGAUAGAGAUAAUGUUAAUAGAAAUAUUUUACAUCUGGCAUGUUUAUCUGGUAUACUAGAAGCCGUAGAAUUUAUAUUACAACAAUGUAUUGAUAUACACAGUAGAGGAGGAGAUUAUAACAUGUCGCCUAUAUUAUUUUGCAGUCAAUCUAAAAUAGAACCUGUAGCUAAACUAAAACUGAUUCUUACUAAGGGGGGUAAUAUAGAUGAUAGAGAUAAUGUUAAUAGAAACAUUUUACACCUGUCAUGUUUAUAUAGUAUACUAGAAGCCGUAGAAUUUAUAUUAAAACAAGCUAUAGAUAUACACAGUAUAGGGCAGUGUAACAAGUCACCUAUAUUGUAUUGCAGUCAAUCUAAAAUAGAACCUGUAGCUAAACUAAAACUGAUUCUUACUAAGGGAGGUAAUAUAGAUGAUAAAGAUAAUGUUAAUAGAAAUAUUUUACAUCUGGCAUGUUUAUAUGGUAUACCAAAAGCAGUAGAAUUUAUAUUACAACAAUGUAUUGAUAUACACAGUAGAGGAGGAGAUUAUAACAUGUCGCCUAUAUUAUUUUGUAGUUCUUCGGAAAUAGAACCUGUAGCUAAACUAAAACUGAUUCUUACUAAGGGAGGUAAUAUAGAUGAUAAAGAUAAUGUUAAUAGAAAUAUUUUACAUCUGGCAUGUUUAUAUGGUAUACCAAAAGCAGUAGAAUUUAUAUUACAACAAUGUAUUGAUAUACACAGUAGAGGAGGAGAUUAUAACAUGUCGCCUAUAUUAUUUUGUAGUUCUUCGGAAAUAGAACCUGUAGCUAAACUAAAACUGAUUCUUACUAAGGGAGGUAAUAUAGAUGAUAAAGAUAAUGUUAAUAGAAAUAUUUUACAUCUGGCAUGUUUAUCUGGUAUACUAGAAACAGUAGAAUUUAUAUUACAACAACGUAUUGAUAUACACAGUAGAGGAGAUUAUAACAUGUCGCCUAUAUUAUUUUGUAGUUCAUCUAAAAUAGAACCUGUAGCUAAACUAAAACUGAUUCUUACUAAGGGGGGUAAUAUAGAUGAUAGAGAUAGUUAUAAUAAUAAUACAUUACACAGGGCAUGUUUAGAUGGUAAACUUGAAACUGUUGAAUAUCUGCUGGGAAUAGGUAUUGAUAUCAACAGUAAAAAUAAAAAUAAAAAAACACCUUUAGAUUAUUGUAAGCGUUCAUCUGUCCAAUCAGAAGAAAAGGUUAAAUUAUUACAAGCAAAAAAAAAAAAAAAAUAGUAUCUGUUAUAAAACUCUCUAUCACAACUUAUCACCAUCAUCUCAAUAAUGUAAUGGUAUCAGUUGUAAUACUAUAACUAUCAUCUCAAUAAUGUAAUGGUAUCAGUUGUAAUACUAUCACUAUCAUCUCAAUAAUGUAAUGGUAUCAGUUGUAAUACUAUCACUAUCAUCUCAAUAAUGUAAUGGUAUCAGUUGUAAUACUAUCACUAUCAUCUCAAUAAUGUAAUGGUAUCAGUUGUAAUACUAUCACUAUCAUCUCAAUAAUGUAAUGGUAUCAGUUGUAAUACUAUCACUAUCAUCUCAAUAAUGUAAUGGUAUCAGUUGUAAUACUAUCACUAUCAUCUCAAUAAUGUAAUGGUAUCAGUUGUAAUACUAUCACUAUCAUCUCAAUAAUGUAAUGGUAUCAGUCUUAAUACUAUCACUGCAAUCUCAAUAAUGAACUGGUAUCAAUUGUAAUACUAUCACUAUCAUCUCAAUGUUACCUACCAGAAUAAUAAAGCUGUAUCAAAUGUUCUCCAAUGAUAAAGCAGCAUUGUCCAAUAUUCAAACUUGGAUCUAUGUAGCAUAUUUUACAACAUGUAUAUGAAUAUUGUAAUUGUUUUAAUGAUACCUGUAUGUUCUAGUCUACUAGACAUUGUACUACAGCUUUAAUGUUACCUGUAUAUUCUAGUCUACUAUACAUGAUAAAUAUACAGUGUCUAGUGUUAUACAGCUAUAAUGUUACCUGUAUAUUCUAGUCUACUUACAGUUAUAAUUUAUAUAGUCGAGUGAAAUAAUGUUAACUGUCUAAUCAAGUCUACUAAAAUUAUAAUUUAUAUAGUCAGUAAAAUAAUGUUACCUGUCUAAUCUAGUCUACUAACAGUAGUCAGUAAAAUAAUGUGGUAGUCCCGUAAUGUGUGAACUUAAUUAUAUGGCUAAUUAAUCCAAUCUUGCCAUAUUAUUAUUCUAGCCUACGUAACUUUUAUAUUUUAUAUCAACAUUAUGUUAAUAAUUUGUACAAAUGUGUGAUGUUAAUUAUAUCACUGGAUAAUCUAGUCUAAUGACAUUAUUGUUCUAGUCUACUUCACUGAUAUAUUUUGUGAAGCUGUGGUGGCUCAAUGAGUAGGAUGUUGGCUCGCUAACCAGAUCUAUACAGAUCUAUAAAUAUGGGAGGUUGUGUCAGGGGACAUACGAGCGGUUUUUAACCCUACAACGACGUCAGACAUUGAUUAAUCAAUCAGCGUUGACAUUUCUAGGGGUUUGCACACAGUUCUGUGCAGAUGCCAAGAACUCGCUGCAACAGAACAUUUCAUUGGCUAAUUCCUCACGUCAACUUGAACAUAUGUAAUAUAACAACUCUUCACGAUCCUAGUUAAGUAAAGACAAAUAAAACGAAAUUUUGAACUAUAAAAAACGAAACGAAAUAGGAUCUGUGUUUGAAUCAGAUUGGGGUAAUCUUGUCUUGUCAUGUUAUUGUUCUAGUCUACUUAACCUAUAUAUAUAUAUUGUAUAAACAAGGGGGAUCACGUGGCUAAGUGGGUAAGACGCUGGCUCGGUAGCCUGGAGGUCGGGUGUUCGAUCCCUGCAUUGGCCGAGAAAGUUAAUCACGAUUUUCUGGCAUGGUUUCCCCUUGUCAGUGAUGCAGGACGGAGGGCCUGACAGGGGCCUAGUCGUUCGGAUGGGA